AUGGAAAAUAAUUAAGACUUUGGAAAAAUAAUGAUUGAGGGUGUGACCUAUUAAAAGUUAGAGAAACUUGGUGAAGGGACAGAAGGAAAUGUUUAUAAGGGACAAAAUAUUGAAACCAAAGAAAUUGUGGCAAUUAAAGAAUACAAAACAAUAAAUAGCAAUGAAUUAAAAGCCAUUUAAUCAAUUCGUUAAAAUAACUUCAGCCAUAUAAUUAAAAUUAAAGGAUUAUAAAAUUAUUAAAAUAAAUGUCCAAAAAUUGUCAUGGAAUUUGCAGAUGGUGAAUUCUAUAAAUUUAUGUAAACAAAUUAUUACUCUAGUUUGGAUUAUUAAUAAAGAAAUUAAUAUUUCCUUUAAGUAAUUAUUUAUAUGAUUAUAUAAGAUGGUAUAAGGAGUUAACUAACUUCAUUAAUCGGGAUUAUUUCACAGAGAUUUAAAACCUGAAAACUUUGUAUAUUUUAAUUAGCCCAACAAUUAAAAAAUCAUUAAAUUAAUUGACUUUGGUUUAGUGAAAGAAAAUGCAAAUUAGAUGGCCAAAACUAGUUGUGUUGGAACAUCAUAUUACAUAGCUCCAGAAGUGUUAUAGAGUAAUUCAAAUUCAGCCACAUUUUAUGAUAAAUCAGUCGACAUAUGGUCUUUGGGAAUCAUUUGGUAUGAAAUAUUAGUAGGAAAUACAUUCUUUAAUGGUAAUUACAACUUAUAAUCUAGGUACAACAAUAUAAGACAUAUUAAAUUAAAUCUUAAAUAAAUCACAAGUUGAAAUUGAUAAAUAAAUUCAACUAAACCCAAUAUUAUAAUAAAAAGAAAAAAAUUUAAUUAAGGAGAUGCUUAAAAAAAAUUCAAUACAAAGAUUGAAAUUGGUAAAAAUUAUUGAAUCUUAUAAUUAAUUUAAUUAAUAGACAUAAUAGACUCAAUUAGACUUUUAAGAUAAUAAGUAAUUAACAAAAGAGAUAGAAGAAUUGUAUAUAAAACAUGAAAGGAUUUAAGAAGAAACUAAAAAGGCAAUGAAGGAUGAGUUUGAUCAAAAAUUGCAUAAUAUAGAAUUAAAGAAGAAAGAAGAAAUGGAACAAAUGAAAAAAUAAAUAGAAAAGGAAAAAGAUAAAUUCAUCUCUGAAAAAUUAGAAUAGUUUAAAAAUAUAUAAAAAAAUGAAUUUGAACUAUAAAUUAAAGAAAAAGAAAAUCAACUAAAAAUCCAACAAGAAUAUGCUUUAAAAUAGCAAUAAGAUAAGGAGUUAUUAGCUUAAAUGAAAUUUUAAUAAGAAAUAGAAUUUUAAAAUGAAAUGGAAAAAUUUUUAAAAAGUAAAGAAGAAGAGUAAAAUUAAUACCUUCAAUAGUUUAAACAAAAAGAAAAUUAAAAAAAAGAAGAAGAAAUUAAAUAAAUAUUAUUAAAAUAGGAAAUAUAAAUUAAGUAAUAGUUAGAGUAAGAAAUUAUGACGAAAUAUAUGCUUGAUUAUUCAAGAAAAGUUACUGAAUUGGAAAAUAAAUAGUAAUAAGAAAAUUCAUAAUAAUUAUAAGACAAGAAAUAAUCAUUGUAAAUUCUAUUAUAAUCUCAUCAAAAUACUAUUAAAUUGUUUAUCUAAAACUUAAACUAAAAGUUAUAAAACAUCAAAAAUAUUGAUUUAUCAAAUGAUAAAAAAGAUAAGUUAAUAUAAUAUAUAAACAGUUAGCUAUAAAACAAUACAGAAAAAUUCUAAAAAAAUUCAUAGAAAUAAUUAUAAAUAUAAUAAGUUUCUAAAUAAGAGUAACUUAGAGGUUUAGAGAGUCAAUAAGUUUUAGAGCUACAAUAAGAUAUAUAGGAUUAAAAUAAUAUAAAUCUAAUGAUAUCAGAAUAACUUACGAUACUCUAAAAGUAAUUAGGAGAUAAAUAAAGGUUAGAGUAAUAAUAAAAAGAAGAAUAGAAACUAUAAGUAUUAGAACUGCAACUAAAUAUUGAAAAAUAAAACUUUUAAAAUAAUCUUUUCAUUUUAAAAUAGUAAUAUGAUUCACGUUCAGGGGAUCUUAAUAAAAUUUAGGAAAGAAUUAACUUUUAUUAAAGAAUCCAAUAUUCAAUUAAAGAGCAAGAAAAAUUUCAAUAAGUUGUAGGGCAGUAUUCAAAAUUGACUCAAGAAUUGUUAGUUUUAGAAAAAUAAGAAUAAAUUAUUAUUUCAAUUGAGAAAUCAUAAUAAUUUAUUACCUACUAAUCUUUCAAAAGCAAGCUUGAAGACCUAUAAUCAGCUUAAAAUAGAAUGAAAAAUUUGAUUGAUGAAAUUAAUGAAUCUAUUGAAUAAAUUGAUUUCAAAUUUUUAGAAGAACAUUAAAGAUAUAUUGAUACCUAAACUGAGAAUUUAUUAGAUUUCUAAGAUAAAUUUACAUAUCUAUCUAAAAAUAAACAUUAUGCUGAGAAUAUAAACUAAAUAAAUAAUCAAAUAGGAAUUUGCUUUGAGUAAUUAAAAGGUUUAAAUUCAUUAUUAAAAUAUGAAAUAUUUUAAAAUUAUGAGAAGUUCAAGAAGACUUCUGAUUCUAUUAGUUAAUAAUUAUAAGAAUUAGAAAAAUCGCAUAAUUUAUUUAUUGAAUAAGAAUAUAAUAAUUAAUAAAUUCAUUAAAGAAAUGUUGAAAGAAUAAAAAAAUUAGAAGUUAUUGAAGGUUACUUAAAGGAUUUUAUAAAUAAAAUGAAUCAUUUAAAAAAUUAAGUUAGUAAUUUUAGUAAUAAUUAAUUUUGCAAAAAUGAAACAAGGACUUUGAUAAUAGAUAAAUAACUUAAAAUAGAAUAAAAUAUACAUUCAAUUUAACAAGAAUUUUAGGAUUUCUAAAAAUUUAAUUAAAUAACUUCCUGUGAAGCUAUAAAUGUUUAAAUAAUUUAUUUAGAAUAAUUUUAAGAAAAAUUAAAAUAAUAAUUAUUAAAUGAAUAAGAUAAAGUAAAUUAAUUAUAUUUAGUAAUUUAAAAAAUUAUGAACGAAAACAAAAGCGAAUAAGAAAAUGAAUAUUUUUAAUUAAAGAAUCAAUUCUAAUUAAUAUAUAUGCAAUUUUUAAAAGAAUUUAUGUCUGCCAAAAUUGACUAAGAUAAAAUUAUUUAUUUAGAAUUAAUAAAUGGGAAAAAAGAAGAAUUAAAAAAAUAACUAGAAUUAGAAAUAGAAACCAUAGAUAAAUACUGUGAAAUUAACAAACAUAAUGAAAUGCUAUCGUAAGAAUUGAUAAGUAUUAUGAAAAGAAAGUAAUAGGAUUUUUACAAUAAUAUUCCAGUAUUACUCUAUAAAUUAUAAGAUCUUAAUACAAAAAAAAAUUAAAAAUUAAUUUAAGUACAAUAAAUAGCUCAUAAUAAAUCGCAUGAACUAAAAUUUAUACCUUUGGAUAACAAUCUUAUUAAUACUUAUAAGUAUUUAUAAUAAUAAGAAGAAUUCAUAUCAUAAGAAAUAAAUGAAAUCAGUUGUAUAGAAUAAUAGUAACAACAAAAUCCACAAGCUUUUAUUGAAUUAAAAUAGAAAAUGCAAACUAUAAUUUAUCAAUUAAAUUAAUUAAUAUAAAAAAUUCCCUAGAAUGAUGAAGUUUAAUAAUUCAAUAAUAUCUAUAAAAACAACUAAGAAUCUUAUGAAAAAUUAUACGCUUUAAUUAAUUAUUUAAAAUAGUAUCAUUUAACGAGAUAUUAUCAACGAAUUAAUGAAAAUGCAAAUUAAUAAAAGUAGAAUUUAAAGGAAAAUAAUUAAAGCGCAGCCUUAUAAUAAAAAUUAAAUUAAGAGAUGGUAGAAAAUACUAAAAAGGAGAAUGAAGCUUAAAAUUUAUUAAAGAUAUAUGAAAAUAUUUUGUUUCAUUAGUACAAUAACAAAAUGAUUGAAGAAUUGCAAAAAGAUUAUGAGUAGAUUUCAGAAAAAAUUAAAGAUGUUGAAUAUAUGAUAAAAUAAAAAUAAUUAGUAAAACUGAGAAGUUCAAUCAAAAAUUAAAAUAAUAUAAAUGAGAUUAUAAACAAUAAAUAAUAUUAUAAAAUAGGUGAAUUAGCAUAAAUUUUAGAACUUAAUAUAUUACGGAAAAAUAAUUGA
Messenger RNA from Paramecium sonneborni, 4007 nucleotides. Lineage: Eukaryota; Ciliophora; Oligohymenophorea; Peniculida; Parameciidae. The record is from the annotation of a GenBank genome assembly.